Zingiber officinale is the source of this 399-nucleotide messenger RNA. RefSeq lists its product as uncharacterized. The transcript has a single exon. NCBI's taxonomy places the organism in Eukaryota, Viridiplantae, Streptophyta, Magnoliopsida, Zingiberales, Zingiberaceae. The record is from RefSeq and is a predicted model, not a curated record. Bases 1 to 399 code for a protein of 132 amino acids.
AUGGGAACCAAGGUACUGCGGCCCCAGGACUGCCUCCUCCGCCACCCCAGGCCCUUCUGCCGGACCAGAAACCCUUCCUCCAAGCGCCUCGUCUCCAGACGAGGUGAGUGUCUGCAGGGAUCCAAGGCAAGGAAGCGCGAGAUCACGGCUGCCGGCGUCGUAUCGGAGUGCGUCCCGGGGCGGUUGGUGCGGGAUGUGGCCACGAGAGAGGUACGGGUGAAAAUGGCAUUGACGCUGCCUCAGGACGUGUACGCGGGGUCGGCAUGCUCGCUGUCGCCGUCGCCGCAGGCGUUGCCGCUGCCGAGAUUCUCGAUGAGGACAGAGGAAUCGGCGGCGGCGGCCGCAUCGGUGGAUCCCUUCGCCACCAGAGACUUGAGGCGGUUGCUUCGGCUCGAAUGA